GUCCUCGGCGGGGCGCGCGGCGGGCGGACUCGGCUGCGGACAUGGCCCGGGGCCUGCGCGGCGUCCCGCGGCGCGGCCUCUGGCUGCUCCUGGUGAGCCACCUCUUCAUGGCCACCGCCUGCCAGGACGCCACCUUCAGCACCCUCCUCCACGAGCUCUGCCUCGCCCAGUUCCAGGUGGACAUGGAGGCCGUCGGGAGGCCGCUGUGGUGCGACUGGGGCAAGACCAUCAGGAGCUACGAAGAGCUCUCGGACUGCACCAGGCAUGUGGCGCAAAAGCUGGACUGCUUCUGGCCAAACGCGGCGGUGGACACGUUCUUCCUCACCGUCCACCGGCACUACUUCAGAAACUGCCCCGUCUCAGGCAGGGCCUUGCAGGACCCGCCCAGCAGUGUCCUCUGCCCCUUCAUCGUGGUGCCCAUCCUGGUGACCCUGCUCGUGACGGCACUGGUGGUCUGGAGGAGCAGGCGCCCGGAGGGCAUCGUGUAGGCUGGGGGCGGGGAGGGCUGCCCGAUCAUGGAGGCUGCCCGGCAGGCCAGAGGGUGGGCGUGGGGGCCGAGCCUGGCCAAGGCUUCUGGUACUCCAGCAGCAGAGCAGACCCCUGGUCCCCUCUUCUUCUACCCAAGAAGA
Molecule: messenger RNA, 629 nt
Organism: Eubalaena glacialis (North Atlantic right whale)
Lineage: Eukaryota; Metazoa; Chordata; Mammalia; Artiodactyla; Balaenidae
Gene: RAMP1
Product: receptor activity modifying protein 1
Exons: 3
Coding region: 42-488 (148 amino acids)
Biological process (GO): receptor internalization; calcium ion transport; intracellular protein transport
Cellular component (GO): signaling receptor complex; membrane; cell surface
Molecular function (GO): coreceptor activity
Source: RefSeq, a predicted model, not a curated record